Molecule: messenger RNA, 513 nt
Organism: Haemonchus placei
Lineage: Eukaryota; Metazoa; Nematoda; Chromadorea; Rhabditida; Trichostrongylidae
Source: the annotation of a GenBank genome assembly
AUGUCUUGCCUUUCUAAUUCAUCAUUCCCAGUGAAUGCAGGAUUAGAAGUGGAAGAGGCAUCACCACACGUUUAUCAUGUGAGACUGAAUCGACCAGACCGUCGCAAUACCUUCACAAUGGAGCUGUGGAAAGCAAUGAAAACAACGUUUGAUGCUCUUGCUGAAGAACCAAAGUGCAGAUCCAUCGUUCUAUCGGGAAACGGGAAAUCUUUCUGCGCUGGGAUCGACCUGCAACAGGGCAUGGGGGAAAUGAUCAAAAUGCUCACGAAUAAUGACAUCGAAGUUGGAAGGAAAGGGCGCAUUCUUCGUCGUGCAGGUGUGGAUUUGAUAACGGCAUGCGAUAUUCGUUACGCCAGCAGUGAUGCUGUGUUCAGCAUAAGGGAAGUUGAAAUUGGAAUGACCGCUGAUGUGGGAACGUUGAAUCGAUUGCAAAAGAUUGUUGGUAAUGACAGCUGGACUAGGGAGUUGGCUUAUACAGCAAAGGACAUUGGUGCAGAUGAAGCACUCAAGUUU